AAAUUGAUAAUCAAUAUUAAUUCAUAGUCUUGUCGGAGCUAAUGUUCUCAUAAACGGUUAAAUUCAGAAUUUAGUGAACGUCAGUAUAAUAAUAACAGUAUACGAGAAGUAAAUUGUAAUGGCGCCGCCAAUUCAUGUUGACGUGAGUGUAACAAAAAAUGGAGAAGUUGCAAUUUUGACAAUGUCAGGUACUCAAAACAGAAUUAACAUGAUGUUUUGCAAAAAGUGGCUGAAAGCACUGGACAAAGUGGAGUCCUGGCCGGAGGUGAAAGCUCUUGUUACAACUGGUUCUGGUAAAUUUUAUUCCAAUGGGCUUGACCUUGAAAAUUUGAUGACGUUAACAGAAGAUGAAGGAACUGAAUUUGGUAAACUGUUUUUGGAAUUACGAAGGCGCAUUUUGUGUUUUCCAAUGGUUACUGUGGCAGCAAUUAACGGCCACUGCUUUGCUGGUGGCAUGUUGAUUGCUUUUCUUCAUGACUACAGAGUCAUGCAUGAUGGACGAGGUUGGAUGUGCCUAAAUGAGAUAGAUCUUGGAUUGUUAUUUUCACCUUCUCUAAAAGCAAUAAUAACGACCAAAUUCACUCCAGUGAUGAUCAGGGAGGCUACCAUAUUUGGGAAUCGCUUUACUGGGCCACAGGCAUUAAAACUGGGGUUUAUUGACAAACUGGCUGAAAAUGGUAAAUCUGUCCAAGUAGCUAUUGAUUUGGCUCAAUCACUCACAGCUGGAAGGUCGUAUGGUCGUCAAAUUGUACAUGAUAUGAAGGAAGAUUUUUAUGGCCAUAUUGUUUUUGAUGAUAUGGCAGAGUUGGAGAGACCAAAACCAAAGUUAUAA
Styela clava is the source of this 832-nucleotide messenger RNA. The record is from RefSeq and is a predicted model, not a curated record. NCBI's taxonomy places the organism in Eukaryota, Metazoa, Chordata, Ascidiacea, Stolidobranchia, Styelidae.